Oncorhynchus keta (chum salmon) is the source of this 2015-nucleotide messenger RNA. It is a transcript of the gene nars2, whose product is annotated as asparaginyl-tRNA synthetase 2, mitochondrial. Gene Ontology annotation, biological process: asparaginyl-tRNA aminoacylation. Bases 499 to 1869 code for a protein of 456 amino acids. The transcript has 13 exons. Lineage: Eukaryota; Metazoa; Chordata; Actinopteri; Salmoniformes; Salmonidae. Gene Ontology annotation, cellular component: mitochondrion. Gene Ontology annotation, molecular function: ATP binding; nucleic acid binding; asparagine-tRNA ligase activity. The record is from RefSeq and is a predicted model, not a curated record.
GUUCAAUCUGUGAUGCUGCCUUGUUGACAACAUAAACGGUGCAGAUUUAGAGACGGGACGUUUUUUCCCGGUCACGUCUCUGGUCAUGGACCAGUACCACACGGUUCAGCACAGUCAUACCAAUAGCCAACCGCCGUUCAACCCCAUAGAAGAAAACGAAGAAGAAGGAGCACCAAUAGCCAACCGUCGUUCAACCACAUAGAAGAAAACGAAGAAGAAGGAGCACCAAUAGCCAACCGUCGUUCAACCACAUAGAAGAGGACGAAGAAGAAGGAGCACCAAUAGCCAGAGACACAGACGGGAAGUGAUCUUCAACCAGGAUACACGGGACAACGUGAAUGUCAACUAGUGUUUUAUAAACUGAAUUUAACCGUCAUAAUGAAGAACUCGUCUACCUCUUUUGUAUUUGAGUAAUUGUAGCUCCAUAUUGCAUAAUAUAGCGUCUGUAACUAAACUAUUUAUUUGUUCAACGUCGACAUUUAGAGGCAUAUAGUAACAAUGUUGCCGGCUAAUAGGUUGUGGUUGUCUGAAGCAGCUCUUGGAAUGUGGCAAAGCCUUCGAUAUUACUGCCAGGAGACACCCAGAAAGCUCAGAAUAUGCGAGGCAAUCUCACAUUUAGAAGUGGGAACAAAAAUCAAAGUGCAGGGCUGGGUUCGCUCUGUGAGACCCCAGAAGGAGAAUCUGUUCCUCCAUGUGAAUGACGGGAGCUCCCUUCAGUCUCUACAGGUAGUGGCCAGCUCAGAGCUCAACCACAGACUGCUGACGUUUGGGAGUGCUGUGGAGAUCUCAGGAAUCCUGGUCACCAGUCCCAGCCGCAAGCAGGACGUGGAACUGCAGGCUGACCAGAUAGAUGUGGUUGGAGAAUGUAACCCUGUGGACUUCCCCUUUAAGAUCAAGGAGAAACAUGGUCUGGAAUACAUCCGUCAGUUUCCUCACUUGAGGUGUAAAACCAACGCCUUCAGUUCUCUGCUGAGAAUACGCAGCGAAGCCACCACUGCUAUACAGCAAUAUUUCAAGGAGAAGGGCUUUAUUCAGGUCCACACCCCAGUCUGGAUGAUAAUGUCUGUGUUGUUGCAGGAGAAGGGCUUUAUUCAGGUCCACACCCCAGUCCUCACCUCUAAUGACUGUGAAGGAGCAGGAGAGCUCUUCCAGGUUGAGCCUGCAGGUCAGGUGAAGAACCAGGAUGAGGAAGGGCCCCAACACUUCUUCUCUGUCCCAGCGUACCUGACUGUCUCUGGGCAGCUGCAUCUGGAGGUCAUGGCUGGGGCGUUUCCUGGAGUGUACACUUUUGGACCAACGUUCCGAGCAGAGAACUCUCAGAGCAGACGUCACCUGGCUGAGUUCUACAUGGUGGAGGCAGAGAUCUCCUUCACACAGUCACUCCAGGAUCUAAUGAAGGUGAUGGAAGACUUGUUCAGGUCUACAACAGAACAUCUCCUAUCUCAGUGUCCUGAAGAUGUGGCUUUAUAUCACAAACAUGUGUCACCUGGAUACAGGGACUGUGUGGAUCUAAUGAUGAAGAAGAGGUUUAAUGUGAUAACCUACACAGAAGCCAUAAACAUCCUCAACAGCAGCUCCAAGACAUUUGCUUUCAAAACAGAUUGGGGCUCUGACUUGCAGACAGAGCAUGAGAAGUACCUGGUGAAACAUUGUGGCGAUGUUCCUCUCUUCGUCACAGAUUAUCCCUAUGACCUGAAGCCCUUCUACACACGAGACAACCAGGACCAGCCUCUACACACUGCAGCAGCAGUAGACCUAUUAGUCCCCGGAGUAGGAGAGAUGUGUGGAGGUUCUCUGAGAGAGGAGAGACUGGACCUACUGAGGACACGUCUGGCACAGGCUGGUUUGGAUGAGACAUACGGAUGGUAAGAGCAUUUUAAUUCUAUACGUGUUCAAAUUGUGUAACUAUGUUUGCUUAUAAUAAAGUACUUUAUUUUCUACUCCUUUCUACUCUACACUGUUCUAUUCUACUCUACACUGUUCUAUUCUACUCUACACUGUUCUAUUCUAUACGG